Messenger RNA from Perca flavescens (yellow perch), 2512 nucleotides. It is a transcript of the gene cfap45, whose product is annotated as cilia and flagella associated protein 45. The record is from RefSeq and is a predicted model, not a curated record. The coding region runs from base 766 to 2370 and encodes 534 amino acids. NCBI's taxonomy places the organism in Eukaryota, Metazoa, Chordata, Actinopteri, Perciformes, Percidae. The transcript has 12 exons.
UCUAAAUAAAUAACGUUACACAAGUUAGUAACAUAAAUGUUGAACCAACAAGUUUCAAUGUAACCUGUAUACUUCAUGGUAUACUUAGUGUAGCUAGCUAAGUGUUAAACUUCCGCCUGCAAAGUAACGUUAGCUAUCUAGCUCUUGAAAAUCAAUGCGGGUUACAGUCUGUGGUUACAAAGCACAACGUUACUAACGUCAGCUUAAAGGAGCACUAAUGUGAGUGUUAGCAAAGAUCCAUAACAGUCUCUGGUGUUAGUUAGCUAGCUAGCUUAAUGCAGGUGUAAUGUCUGGUGAAGCACGCUGACGCAACGUAUUUUUCCCCAACCUUCAUUGAAAAAAACAUUCAAAACGUUACGCGGUUAGGGUUAGAGCAGUGACUGUAAAAAGAAGGGUUAGAGCUAGUUACGUUUUGUCGUGUGAUUUUUUUGUUGUUGUUGUUGUUACGCUACUUGUGCGUAUAACGUUGUUUUAUGAAACAAUAAAGAUGUAUUUAAAAAAAACGUUAUCAUGCCCCGCCUCCCUUUAGCCCCUAACAUUUGUUCCCGUGGCAACAGACAACAAACAUUUCCAAAUUUUGAACGGAUGUCGCUAAGUUGUCAAGUUUAUGAGUAAGCUAGCGACAUUUAGAUAUAACAAAACAUUUAGCUCGUAUUAUUAGUCUUUGGAACUUGUUAACAAUUAACUAGAAACGUUAGCGUUUAGACUAGCUAGCUAAAACGUUAAUUUAUUCUCCUUUGCUCUGGACACCAAUAACCGAGGACCAUGAGACUGGCAUCCAGCUCCACGAGUUCAAGGAGCAGCUCGGACACCCGCCGGUACCGCAUGCGAGCCCCAACCUCUCAGGUGGAUGAAACCCUGUUUGGGAGCCCAAAACCGAUAUCAUCACAGCUAGACAUACGUGGAAACUCAGCCUCCAAGGCCAAGAAUCCGUCCCAAAAGAACCAAGGAGAGACUGUUGUUCAAAUCGUCACCAAGGACCUCAUUCGCAAUCUCAGGAUCCCAUUUAAGGAUCCUUCAGGAGAGUCCAUUAUUCUACCAUCAGCUGAGUUUGAGCGGAUCACCUCAACGUCCCGGGUUGUUACCAAGGAGCAGAGGGAGGCCCUGAGGGAGGCUUAUCACAGAAAGAAAGAAGAGGAAAUUAAUGCUGCAGAGGAAAGGAAGCGUCAAAUCUAUGAGGCAGACUUGUCCCGUAAGGAGAACCAGGCACUGACGGAGCUGGAGCGCGAGGCCCGGGACCGUGCUCAGCGCUUAGUGGAGCGGGCCAACGCCUUAAGGAUGGAGCAAGAGGAUGAGAUCAAAAAGCUCAACAACCUGAUUAUGGGUGCUCAGUGUCAAGCCACUCGUGACACCCAGAUCCAGGAGAAGAAACAGAUCCAGGCAGAGUUGUCAGAGGAGGAGAAGCGUCUGGAUACCAUGAUGGAAGUGGAGCGCCGCAAGGCCUUGGAGACCGUGGAGCAGAUUGAUGAGCUGCGCAAACAGCAGAGGAUCGGGGGAAUGCAGAAAAUCUACGACCAGAUCCGGCAACAUUUGGAGGAGAAGCAAGUGCAAGAAGUGAUGAAAGAGAUGGAGAGACAGCAAAUACGAGAGAACCAAGAGAAAAUGAACCUGGAAGACCUGAAGGCCCUAGAGAAGAAGAGGGACGAGCAGCAGCGUCUGUUGGAAGAGAUCAAGUGUAUCAACAGAGAGACUUUGCGGGCCAAGGAGCAGCGGAGAGAGGAGGAGAAGCUGGCUGACAUGAGAGAUUUGGAAUACAUACGGAAGAAAAUGGAGCGAGAGGCAGAAUAUGAAGCAGAGCAGAGACGAAUCAAGAAAGAGAAGGAGUUGGAGAUUGCCAGGAUGAGGGCCCGUCAAGAAAAAGAAAAAGACUACAGGGCAGAGCAGGAUGAGCUCCGUGCCCGGAGGAACCAAGAAAUCGCAGACAGAGAAUGGAGGAGAAAACAGAAAGAGCUUGGUGAAAAGAAAGCGAAGGAGGAAGCGAUGCUGAGGGCGGCUCGCUUGGAGCAGGUUCACGGCAAAGAGCACUUCCUGUCGAUUGAGGCUGGCCGGGAGAAGGCAGAGUUUGAGAGACUGCUGAAGGUGCAACAGGAAGCAAUCAUCAAACUGAAGGAGGAGGAGGAGAGGCAGCGUCAGAAAGCACACCGUCACGCAGAGGUAAUCCGAAAUCAGGUGAAGGAGCGUGAACUCUCAGCCGUAGCCAAGCGCAGAGAGAUCUUCAAGGAGGCCGAUCGGUUGAUCGAGGAUGCCCGGCAGAGGCGUGCGCGCCUCGAUGAGAUCAGAGAGAAGAAGCUGAAGGAGCUCAAGGCUACGGGGCUCUCUGAACAGUACUGCAGUGAAGUGGAAAGGAAGGCCCGGGCCUGCGUACUCUAAUUCACUCACUACUGGAUUCAAAUGGUACGAAGGCAUCCCAUUUUCUGUGGUCUCAUUUAAGUAGAAAGAACACGUUUCAAGUACUAAUGUAACUUGAACAUAUAUAAGAAUGUACCAAUAAAAGGUUUCUACUGCACUUUAA